AUGGGGGAAAACGACCAGCUUCCAAAAUUUCCCAAUUUUUCAUAUCUGGAUGCGGUUAUCGGAAAAGAGAUACACAAUUUUUGGGGAAAUCGCGUUCUUGAACACAUCAGUUCCAAGGGCAAGCUGCUAGCCCUGAAAGUUAGCAGCCCGGAUGGCCUAGACCGCUCCCAAGGCGACAUGAUGAAUUACGCUGCAGAGCAUGGUGUAUUGGCGCCCAAAGUAUUCGGUACAUAUGACAUUGUUGCCAAAAAACCUAUUGCGCGUGUUAUGGUUAGCGGGCGAGUUCCCGGUAUACCUCUAGUAGAUACCUGGAGGGAUAUGUCUCAACAUGAUCAGACUUCCAUCAAAGAGCAGCUUCGUGCCCAAAUCAGGCAUAUGCGCACACUAACACAGCCAAUUAUCGGCCGCGUUAAUCAACAACCUACUCGCAACUUAUACGAUACCACUUUUACUAGAUACUGUGGUCCCUUCGAAGACGAAAAGUCGUUUGAUGAUUGGUGCUUGACGCGACUUUAUGGGGGGGGGUUUCAGCAGAAGAAAUGGCAACGGAUACUGGAGAAACAGCGGCGUACAUCGUCUGGAAAAUUUGUCCUGACCCACGGUGAUCUUUCGCCACGUAACAUUCUUGUCCAGGGCAGUACUAUUACGGGAAUUAUUGAUUGGGAAUUAAGCGGGUUUUUUCCCGAAUAUGUUGAGUAUGCGGUAGCCGUAGGGCUUAAUUCGGGGAUGGAAAAAUGGUGGAUUCCUGUAUUACAAGAAGUCUUGGAGCCAUGUUCAAAAGAUAUGAUAAAGUUUACCGGCCUGAUUGAGGAGAGAGUUGGUUCAUAUUGAGUUUCGUGUGCAAGAGAACACUUCAGCGGGAUAAGAAGUCUAUUAUUUAGCUACAAAAGGUCAAAGAAGCAGGUGACCCUGUUCUAAUAGGUCUGCGUAUAUAUUUAAC
Trichoderma asperellum CBS 433.97 is the source of this 940-nucleotide messenger RNA. RefSeq lists its product as uncharacterized. The record is from RefSeq and is a predicted model, not a curated record. Lineage: Eukaryota; Fungi; Ascomycota; Sordariomycetes; Hypocreales; Hypocreaceae.